CGAGCGGAAGUCGUGUUGCGCGGUGUGGUUUCUUUUCCUGGUGGAUUGUUGUCACAACAAUCGAUACUUGGGUCGGUUCGGAGCGACGUGUCUCGGCUUCUUCUCCACUUGUCCUUGUCUGAGUGUGGCACGAGCUGGUUCCAGGAUGGUUAAAGUGUCGUUCAACGCAGCUUUGGCCCAGAAGGACGUAAAGAAAGACGCAGAGAGUCUGAUCCCGGAGGACAAGGAUACAGAGGCUGCUCUGCUGGUGCGGCGCCAGUCUCGGACCUGGUGCUCGUGCAUGUACCUGGGUCUGGCCCUCAUGCUGUCUGGUGUGGUGGUUGCAGGAGCUUAUCUGUACCGCUACUAUGUCCUGGAGCAGGACGACCAGGUGUACGUCUGUGGAGUGAAUUACAGAGAGGAAGACUUCAUGCUCUACGAGGAAGAGCAGGUGGAGGUGGACCUGCCCAAUGCUUUCCGUCUGCGACAGCUGCAGGAGCGGGUCCAGGUUCUGGUGCCAGACCAAGUGGAGCUCAUCAACGUGCCCGUGCCUGACUUUGAGGAUGGAGAUCCAGCAGACAUAGUGCAUGACUUCCAGCGGAGGCUGACUGCUUACUUGGAUCUGAGUCUGAACAAGUGCUACGUCAUCCCGCUCAACACCUCCAUCGUCAUGCCUCCCAAAGACUUUUUGGAUCUGCUCAUCAACGUGAAGGCUGGCACCUACCUGCCGCAGUCCUACCUGAUCCAUGAGGAGAUGAUCGUGACGGAGCGCCUGGAGCAGGUCGACCAGCUUGGCUACUUCAUCUACAACCUCUGCCGGGGCAAAGACACCUUCAAGCUGCAGCGCAGAGACAGGAUUCUGGGUAUGCAGAAGCGUGAGGCUCUCAACUGCCACAAGAUCCGCCACUUCGAGAACACGUUUGUGGUGGAAACUUUGAUCUGCGAAGGUUAAGCUGCUGUCGCACGCCUCACCACGGCUCUCAAUGAAGUGCUGCAGUGAGUCCCGGCCCGUCUUCUGCUCUUGUUUCCAGGUAGAUGGCGUGAGGGAGUGAGGGGAGUGCAAUGUGAAUCUGUCUGCUAAAUAGUCAUUGUUGGAAAAAGGUGAAGCUGGUAUUAUUCCACUUUCUGCACAGGGAUCAUCUGGGAACCGUUAACAGAAAGUAACUAGUUUAAAGUCUGCUGAGUAUCCAUUUAUAAAUUAUUUUAAUCAAAACAACAAAAACGAUCCUCAUGAACUUGGAUAAAAUACUGUCUUCCUUUUUUUCAGUUCAAAUGUAAAAUUACUGAAAUGAACUUUUGUACUGCUGAUCCAGAUUUUUCAACCUCGCUGAUUAAUAAGACUAGAGCUUUUCUUUAGUUGUAUUUUCUCUACUGUAGCUGUUAAGACACGGCACCGUGUGUUUUUUUCUUAACUGGGAAAUGAUCCAAAGUAAGAGUGUGGAAAUGAGCUUCUCUUGUUCAAGUAAAAAAUAAAUAAAGUGAAAACAGAUUCCAAGUAAGUGGAAGCUUGCUGGAAACACGCUUGCAUUCAAGUCUUUCCACAGGUUGUGUUUCUAAAUGAUUUGUUUGGGAUUUCUCUUUAUGUACUAAUUUGUAUAUAUAAUCUCUUUGAGGAAUUGACUAGACCAACGUAAAUAAAGCUAGAUAAAACA
Messenger RNA from Nematolebias whitei (Rio pearlfish), 1631 nucleotides. It is a transcript of the gene itm2bb, whose product is annotated as integral membrane protein 2Bb. Lineage: Eukaryota; Metazoa; Chordata; Actinopteri; Cyprinodontiformes; Rivulidae. The record is from RefSeq and is a predicted model, not a curated record. Gene Ontology annotation, molecular function: amyloid-beta binding. The coding region runs from base 146 to 931 and encodes 261 amino acids. The transcript is spliced from 7 exons. Gene Ontology annotation, biological process: negative regulation of amyloid precursor protein biosynthetic process. Gene Ontology annotation, cellular component: plasma membrane; Golgi apparatus; extracellular exosome.